AUGCAGGGCAACGCGGCCAUCGCGAUAAUCCUCGCCUGCAUCCUCGUCGGUUCCCUCGGCCUCUACUACGCGCUGAAAGCCGCAUGCCUGACACUCGCUUACAUGACAUGGAAAGUGGGUCGGAAGGAGACUGUGGAUGUUGAAUUGGUGCCGCCUUCUUCUGCUUGA
Letharia columbiana is the source of this 168-nucleotide messenger RNA. RefSeq lists its product as uncharacterized. The transcript has a single exon. The record is from RefSeq and is a predicted model, not a curated record. NCBI's taxonomy places the organism in Eukaryota, Fungi, Ascomycota, Lecanoromycetes, Lecanorales, Parmeliaceae. Bases 1 to 168 code for a protein of 55 amino acids.